Ceratitis capitata (Mediterranean fruit fly) is the source of this 2031-nucleotide messenger RNA. It is a transcript of the gene rl, whose product is annotated as mitogen-activated protein kinase ERK-A. Gene Ontology annotation, cellular component: cytoplasm; nucleus. Gene Ontology annotation, molecular function: MAP kinase activity; ATP binding. The record is from RefSeq and is a predicted model, not a curated record. Gene Ontology annotation, biological process: intracellular signal transduction; protein phosphorylation. The transcript has 7 exons. NCBI's taxonomy places the organism in Eukaryota, Metazoa, Arthropoda, Insecta, Diptera, Tephritidae. Bases 156 to 1376 code for a protein of 406 amino acids.
ACUCGAACCUGCCAACUGGUGUGACGAAUUUUGCCUGACAUUUUUUCAAUACACAUAUUUGUGCGUAUACAUACGUAUAAUAACGCGCUGCGUCGCAUAAUUUUUGUGAAUUUUACGCUCGUUUAAUAAAACAACGCACCGGAACAAGCGCGUCUAUGGCAGAGGCGGCAAGUGGCACACAGUCCAGCAUUGGUCCAAUUGGUGGAAGCAAUGGUGCAGUUCCGGCUGGAAAUAACGCGACUGCAGCGGCAGCCCCUGGCAAUGCCAAUAGUGGUGCAGCGGCGACUGCUGUAAAUACAACUUCUAAUCCGAAUGCGGAAGUCAUACGCGGACAAGUAUUUGAAGUUGGACCACGCUAUAGGGAUUUGACUUACAUUGGCGAAGGUGCCUAUGGUAUGGUAGUAUCGGCGCUGGAUACAUUAACAAAUAUCAAAGUUGCUAUAAAAAAGAUUUCACCUUUCGAGCAUCAAACCUAUUGUCAGCGUACAUUGAGAGAAAUAAAAAUAUUAACCCGCUUUAAGCAUGAAAAUAUAAUUGAUAUUCGAGAUAUUUUGCGAGUAGAUAGCAUAGAACAGAUGAGGGAUGUAUAUAUUGUACAGUGUUUAAUGGAGACUGAUCUUUACAAACUACUUAAAACACAGAGGCUUAGCAAUGAUCACAUUUGUUAUUUCCUUUACCAAAUAUUGCGUGGUUUAAAAUACAUACAUUCGGCAAAUGUAUUGCAUCGUGAUUUGAAGCCAAGCAACCUCUUGCUGAAUACCACUUGUGAUCUUAAGAUUUGCGAUUUCGGCUUGGCGCGUGUAGCUGAUCCAGAUCACGAUCACACUGGGUUUUUGACAGAGUAUGUCGCAACCCGAUGGUAUCGAGCACCAGAAAUAAUGCUAAACUCAAAGGGUUAUACAAAGUCAAUCGAUAUUUGGUCGGUUGGAUGCAUUCUAGCGGAGAUGCUUAGCAAUCGGCCAAUAUUUCCAGGCAAACAUUAUUUGGAUCAAUUAAAUCAUAUUUUAGGCGUAUUAGGAUCGCCAUCAAAAGAAGAUUUAGAAUGUAUUAUAAAUGAAAAGGCCCGUAAUUAUUUGGAAUCGCUGCCAUUUAAACCGAAAGUACCGUGGUCACGACUAUUCCCCAACGCCGAUCCACUGGCCUUGGAUUUAUUAGGCAAAAUGCUAACGUUUAAUCCGCACAAUAGAAUACCCGUUGAACAAGCAUUAGCCCAUCCAUAUCUAGAGCAGUAUUAUGAUCCGGGGGAUGAGCCUGUUGCAGAGGUGCCUUUUAGCAUCAGCAUGGAGCUGGACGAUCUUCCAAGGGAAACUUUAAAAACACUAAUUUUUGAGGAAACACUAAAAUUCAAAGAACGGCAACCAGAUCAAGCGGUGUAAAGAUUUAUUGGUAUGCAACGUUUUUAUUGGCGCUUAAGAUACAGUGCAUUUAAGCAAAAACAAAAUACUGAAAACAAUAGCAAAAAAAAAAUAACAUUAAAUAUUUUAAAAUUUAAAUUCAACAUUUUAACAGUCAUCUUCAGUCAGUCAGCUAGAUUGACCUAAAUGGUUUAAACAAAAAUCGUGAUUGAAGGCUGAGUCAGACAUUCGUCAUCAACACAUGCUAAGAGUUCUAUGUGUACUCAGUCAAUCAUUUAGUCAACAAUCAAAUAAUCAUUCUAAUUAGCUAACGUUCAAGCACGUUGCCGUUAAUUUUGGCAUGUUUUCAUUGUGAUUCUCGUUACAUAUACUACAUAUAUAAAUUGCACUCUUCAUCUUCUUCGUCGUAGUGGUCGUCUUGUAUAAUUAUUUUCUAAAAUAUUAAGAUAAAUGAAGUAUUUUAAAUGUUUUCCUGUGUUGUAAACAUUAUUCUUAAACGCAAUAGCAAUAUACAACUACAAUUUAGGAGCAUUCAGUAAUUGAAGUAAAACAAGUAUAGAAUGUUACAAAAGUAUGUAAAUUUUAUAACGAAAUUCCAUUUACCAUUUAAAAAGUUGUUUCUUCACUAGCAAUUUAUACACAUUAAAAUAAAAACUCAACAAAAAUAUACAAGAAA